This is a messenger RNA of Marchantia polymorpha subsp. ruderalis, 3647 nucleotides long. The record is from the annotation of a GenBank genome assembly. Lineage: Eukaryota; Viridiplantae; Streptophyta; Marchantiopsida; Marchantiales; Marchantiaceae.
AACACAAAUCACACCGUACAAGAACAUGCGGGGAUGGACACUACAUUGUGCAAAGUGUACACGUAGUAGUUAUACUUCUGGUUCCCAUGCCAUGAGGAAGAAAGUUCGAAAUAUGAACAAGGGCGACGAGAUCUUGCAAGGUCAGAAGGAUUCGACAGGUAUUAAAUCAGAAAGAAGAGGCAGAAGAGGGCCAUGUACAAUGGAACGUCGAUUGACAGGAUAGUGCAGGCUAGCCAUGGAUAUAUUUAGCAAAUGUGUAAGGACAGCGUCCCGCAAUUCCGCAAACAAGGAGUGGCUAAUUCCAUGAACGCUGAGUUUGGGAGGACGUCAAGAAAUUCUGUAGUUCAUCCAAAGUUGCAGGCUUAUCAUGUGCCCUGCUUUGAGAGGUUUUCGGAAUUUUUGUGAUUUGGCGAUCUUCACCCAAGACGUUUUUGGCGGAGUAGGCUCUGCUCGCCAUAUUUGAUUAGACAGAGCCAAUUGUUCUGGAUUGAGAAUGGAAGAGGUUAAUGUCCUGAAUCGAUGGGAUGCGCUCCCUGAGGAGUGCAAAUCAAUGAUUCUCGCGGGGCUCUCAACGAAGGAAGUUGCACGCAUUGCGAGAGUAUCCAAGGAGUUUCUGAAAGCAGUAACUGUCCUGAGGAGUUCUGUGCACCUUCUAGUGCUGCCACCGACUCUGUCUAUGUCUGCUUUAGAGGGCAUGGUUGCCGCCCAUCCAAAUCUCAGAUCUUUAAGUUUCAAGCGCUGUGGCUUGAAGCUGAAGAGUUUUGUAUCCAUAAUCAGAGCGGCAGCAACCAGUAAUAGUUCUACAAAAGACAAUAUUAGCAAACUUGAAUCUGAAGGUGGGGAGAAAAAGAAAUCGCGAUCAUUGACGUCAGUAGAUUUCAGAAACUGCAUGCAUCUCUUGGACACAGACGUGAGCUUGCUGUGUUCUCUACAUUCGAAGCUUGAAGAGGUGGACUUUACAAAUUGUCCCUGUUUGAGUGAUAACGCACUUCUUACCCUCUCUCGUUAUCAACAUGUUGAGAAGGUCAAUGAUCCUCUUGAAAACUAUAAGUGUUAUCCCAGAUUCGCAGCAGGCAAUUCAACUGUCAAGGUUAUUCCAGAAGUGGCUCCAGGUGAAGAGAUAGAGACGGAGGAGAUGUUUCUGAAAAAUAAUGAUGCUGCCGUUUUCGAGGAAAUUCAAGGACUGGCUUUGAAUGGUACCAGCCAUUACCGAACUUGGCCUAGGCUAGGGGCUUCAGCAGAUAAGCUUCGGAGAGAAAGUUCUAGCAAGGUCAAGGUGGAAGACGAAAAACUAAGCAAUUCUCCAUAUGCAGCGAGAAGAAGUGAUUUAAAGGUAGCUUCAAGCCUCUCUGCGAAGAAGAGCUAUGCUCAAAUGACGGCCGAGUCUCUAGGUUUGAAGGCAGCUCCGGCAGCUCCAGUUGAUUUCGGCAGGGAGAAAGGAUCUACUUUUUUGGUUCAAGCGUCUCAAACUGCCAAUGUAUUCGAUCAAGCUAUUCCAUCGUCAGCUUCAAAUGACAAAAGUAUGGCUGGCCCACUGUGUUCUCAGACCAAAAAGCCUGUCGAGCUGGAUUCCACCUUGACAUUCAUAGAUUGGAGUAUAACUACUGAUCCCAGCACUAGUAUUGUACCUUUGACUUCUAGGUCUAUUGGCGGAAUGGAGAAUGCCGUUGAUCUGCCCUCAAGUUCGAGUUCCUACUCCGCACCAAGUGAGCCUUUAAUAAGCGAGAUCGCUGCUGCAAACAAAUAUCACGAUAUGUAUAAGCAGUUCUCAGUGAAUGAACAGGAAGAACAAUCAUCUACGGCCAUUCCGGCCUUGAGAGACAGGAUAAAUUCAAGCUCUAUUCAACCAAGCGGCCCGAUCCAUGUGCAUGCUUCUCCCUUAUUGGCUCAAGUAGACGAAAACGGAACGAGGUACUCGAGUGUGAAGACUACCGUCAGUGAUGACAGGAUGACCAGGACGCAGACAAGUGUGUACUAUCCUAAGAAUCACGAGGAAACCUCCAAAUGGAAUGAUACGACGAGGAAAUCAUCUGGCUCAAAGUCUUUCUGUAUUGCUGGCGCUACUGAAAUAAAAGACGAGAGGGUGGACCUUACCCAACGAGCGAAUCGUAGUGCUGAGGGAUUCUGCAGGACCACUAACCAUGUAGGAGUAUUCGCUGUUUCUGACCUAAAGUUUAGAGGUAGAUCAGAGCUUGCUGAUGUGGUGUCCAUCACCGAAGUUCCUACUAAAGGCAUCUCCAUGGAGGGUAUAGGACCGCCAGGUCCUAGAGUCACAAAAAACCCUUCCCAGCUUGCCAUAUGCCUCCCUGGUUCUAUGGUCAUAGGAGGCAAACUAAGAAGAAACAAGCAAACUAGCAAUUUGACUUCAGAUUCUGGCUGUGCUCCUUACUGUGGCCCAGAGUUCGUGCAAGACUUGGGUAAAACUGUGACUUCAGAUGCCGAUGGAAGUGAAUGCAAACGUGUUAGUGGGUUGAGAGCAGUGCUUGUAGCAGGUUGUCCUGAGAUCACAGAUAGGGGUGUGCAGGCUCUGUUAAAGGGCGCGCUGAGAUCUUGUCUUUCUACAUUAGAUGUAUCAAGAUGUGGAGGUGUGACGAAUGCAGGACUUCGAAUACCUGCAAAAUCUGCAUUGCAGCAGUUGAUUGCAGUCCAAAUGCCUGGCAUAAGUAGGCUUGUAUAUCAGCUGCCCGUUCAAAGCCUUUUACAACACCUUAACCUUGCAGGUUGCUACAAGCUUGAGGAGCUGGUGCUGAUGUCUACUACACUGAAAUCUCUGAAUCUCGCGAAUUGCAAGAAACUGACACGGCUUCAGCUAAAGUGUCCUUCUCUGACCGCUCUCAACCUGUCUCUCUGCGACAGUUUGGAGAGAUUUGUCAGUUUUCAGUGCAGCGAGUUACAAAGUUUGAACCUGUUUGGGUGUCGGAUGUUAGUGCAAUCUGCUAUGAAUUCCGCAGUUGAGGUCUCCGUUGCUCUCGAAGAAUUGCGAUGUGGUGGUUGUGACCGUAUCGAAAGGUUGGAUCUGAUGCAACCCAGCUUAUUGACUCUGGAGGUUUCUGGAAGUCAAGCUUUAAGAAGGUUAUUCUGUCAAUCACGCGUUCUGAAAGUAGUUGACGCGAGCGGAUGUAAGAAUCUGGCAGAGGUGUAUCUGUAUUCACCUUACUUACGGCGAAUGCUGUUUUCGAACUGUGCUCUCCUACAGAUACUCGUUAUACCUCUUGAUGCCAUUAAAGAAAGUAUGGAUGCUGCUGCUGCCCAAAGCUGUAGAGGGAAUGGAAGCAGUGGACUUCCCGACGCAUUAGAAAUCUCAAUCAGUGGAUGUAAUAUGCCUGAUAAUGUAAAGAAGAACUUGGGCAAACUAACCAAGCAAUGGCAUUCUUGCUUUAAAUCAACUCAAGCUGCACCGACUGUACAUCGAGGGUAGAUAGUCAAGAGUUCGACCGAAUGUUCCUCCUAUCAUUUGUUUAAGUACACGUCGCGGAAUGUGAGUCAAAUUCAUCUUUGUGACAGCCACAACUUCUAUCAUCAGGCAGUGAUUUUACCGUCAUCAGAGAAUGCGUGGAGAUGAUGAAACUGAUACCUUCAUUCAAGAAGAUUCAUCUGAGGUGAUAAUUGUGACAAGAAUAUUUUCCGAAAAUGUUGUUUGAUUUGAA